Messenger RNA from Triticum urartu, 1438 nucleotides. Its product is annotated as transcription factor NIGTH1. The record is from RefSeq and is a predicted model, not a curated record. Gene Ontology annotation, biological process: regulation of DNA-templated transcription. Gene Ontology annotation, molecular function: DNA-binding transcription factor activity; DNA binding. Lineage: Eukaryota; Viridiplantae; Streptophyta; Magnoliopsida; Poales; Poaceae.
ACCCACCUCCUCCCUCCAGUUCACAUCCACCUCAUACUUUCUCUUGCAACAAGUCAGUAAAAGAUUCCGUUUGGAGAGCGAGAGCGAGAGCUCCGGUGUAAAAUCGAUGGGUCUGGACGUAGGAGAGAUCGGCAUGGGCGCAGAUUUGAGCCUGGAUUUGAAGAUGUUCGCGGCCAAGAGCCUGGGGCGGGUCAGGGAAGCGCCGGCGGCCGCCAUGGACGACUGUAUCCGGAGGCUGGAGGAGGAGAAGAGCAAGAUCGAGGUGUUCCGGCGCGAGCUCCCGCUCUGCGCGCGCCUCCUCGCCGACGUGAUUGAUGUGAUGAAGAAGGAGGUGGAGGAGAAGAAGAGAGGCGGCGAUCGAGGAGAGGACAAGGAGGACGCCGGCGCAGGCGACAAGAGCAACUGGAUGAGCACCGCGCAGCUCUGGACCGGCGAUUCCGUCCGGGGGGACGAUGCUUCCGAGAAGCAGGAUGCGAGGAGGAGGUCGUCGGAGCCGGAAUCUCACGACGGCGCUGCGUUGCCGUUCAAGGCCGUGGGCUCCGGCGCGCCGGCGUUCGCGCCGCCGAGUUUGAGGAAGGAUGACAAGGCUGUGCGGAUGCCGGAUCUGCCGUUUCUGUCCCCGGCACCGAUCAAGACCUCUCCGGCUGCUGCUACCGGCGGCGCUGAAGAAAGCCGCCGCCAGCUUGUGGGAUUCGCGCAAGAAGCGGCGAGGGCUGCAGCCGCCCUGGCACCGGCCGCCCCUUCCCUAGGCCUCCAGGCGCAGUCGCAGCAGACAGCCCAGCAGCAGCAGCAAGCGAGGAAGGCGCGGCGGUGCUGGUCGCCGGAGCUGCACCGCCAGUUCGUCACUGCCCUGCACCAACUCGGUGGUCCCCAAGUUGCUACUCCAAAGCAAAUCAGGGAGCUGAUGAAGGUGGAUGGCCUGACCAAUGAUGAAGUGAAGAGCCAUCUCCAGAAGUACCGUCUACACAACCGAAGGGCGCCAGGAUCUCCGGCAGCCAACCGGCCGAUCGUGCUCAUGGGAGGGCUCUGGAUAACUCAGGACCAAAGCAGCUCCCAGUCAGGAGGGUCACCUCCGGGGCCCCUUCACUUCUCAAGCUCAGGCGUAGCUGCCUCAUCGGUGACGGUCAGCGGCGAGGAGGAAGAUGGCAGAUCCGAGAGCUAUGGCUGGAAAUGAUCAACAAGUUAUAUUAGAGUUUGUUCGGAGUUUCCGGGUCGCGCGAUGACAGUGGUAUCUUGAGAGAUUCCUGAGACAUGAUUGUAGUGUAGUCUUUUUUGUUGUAUGCAGGGAGAUCAAGCCUUGAGUGCUUUGAGAUGAAACUCUUGCUGUUAUUAUGUAAGUACAUCGGGAAGAGGUUAUACUAGUUACAGUUUUGCGGAUAUGUUAAUCUAAAAAGGUUGGGGCAGAGCUACAAUUUUCGCCCAGAGAAUUUACUACCAA